AUGUCGGUCAGUCCUGAAGUAGCGGGAAUGUUUGCGAUUGUUUCAUUUAGCACACUGAGUAAUACCGCAACAACCGGAAUGUUAAUAUGGAUUUCUUUACAACGACAUCCAAAUUUGACCGUUAGCCGAUUGGUAUUGAAUAUGUUGUUCUCAGAUUGGUUACAGAGUGUUGGGUUUAUAAUGAGCUUGUAUUGGAUUUCACAAGGCAGCGUUAUUCCUGGAAUGUAUUGCGACCUUCAGGGAAUUAUCAUAAAUAUUGGGGAUGUAUCGUCAGCAUUUUGGGCAACAGCAAUCUGUCUGCACACUUAUCUAGCAGUGGUGCACUCAAUUGAACCACGAUGGUUUCUGCAGAUUACAAUGGGUUUGGUGUGGCCAAUUAACAUAUUCAUAUCGGUAAUUGGACUUUACAUACAAACACCCGAUAAUAGAUUUUUCGACUCGGCUGGUGGCUCCUGGUGUUGGAUAAGCCCCAAGCAUGGCAUGUAUCGUAUCAUAUUUCAUUACGGAAUCAUCACAAUACUGGCGUUGGUCAUGUUAGUGUUAUAUGGAUUGAUGUUUAUAAUGUUACGCCGACAGCAAGAAUCUAUUGAAAUGUCACCCACCAAAAUUGUGUUGCAACGAACCGGGAAAAAGUUGAUCUACUAUCCAGCCGCUUAUAUCGUUUUGGUGUUCCCGCUGUCAUUUCAACGAUAUCUCGCUUUCUUUGGAAUCACAUUGCCAUUCCAGUAUUUAAUUUUCGCCGGAUGUGUAUUCGCCUCGGCCGGUCUAGUCAACAGUCUAAUCUACGGAUUCACCCGACACGUGGUGGCAUUAAAACCUCUGUUCGAACGUGAAUACGACGAAAAAGUUACAGCAGAAAUCGCCAAAAAACCUGCAACAAUAUUUGGAGAUUCGCAAAACAUAUUUGUAGCUGUGUCGCCACGUAAGAGUGAAAGUGAGAAACGAAGUGGUGGUGAUGCUGAAGGAGCCAAACGAGCAUCCUCACAAUACAAAAAGAAUCAUAAUAAUAAUAGCAGAAAUAGUUAUACUACCAAUCAUCAAUACACUUUUAAUAAUCAAUUUAAUCAUCCCACUACUAAUGAUUCAGAACUAGCACUGAGAAAUAAUACCAGCAAUCUGUCGUCGGAUUCACUUUCGUCUGUUGAUAGCCCAAUGGAAUUUGUGGCGUUAUAA
Molecule: messenger RNA, 1173 nt
Organism: Ambispora leptoticha
Lineage: Eukaryota; Fungi; Glomeromycota; Glomeromycetes; Archaeosporales; Ambisporaceae
Source: the annotation of a GenBank genome assembly